CGUUGAUUACGACGUCGUCAGCCAUACAUUUUUUCUUCCACGUAGUGGUAGUGGUGGUGGUGGAGAUCGUUUACACAUCGAAAAUUUUCAAAAGUAGUUCUUCUUGGCAGCGGAGAUCAUUGGCACGGUUGCGUCGCAUUUUUGGGAGGGUUGUUGUUGUCGUUGAGAGAGUGUGGUUCGAGAUUAAUUCAAGUUUCGACCGAAAGUGCGGGAGUGUGGUGUUGUGUGCAGGAGAGCCAGCCGGUGAAUGCGACUCCAAAGUGUGUACCCAAAGAUCUCAUAAUAACUACCACUGCCAUGAAUGUUCGAUGGUUAUUUCGGAACAUAAUUUAUUGUGUGUUUCUUGUGUUUAUUAUUGUUAAUUUAAUUAGUGAUGUGAAUGCAGCUGUUAAAAAGCCAGCCGCUGCUGCAGCUUCCUCAACGAGUGGUGGUGCACACAAAGAGGCUGUUAUUGAGGAAGUUACCGCCAAACAGCUAGAGCGAAUAUUAAACGAAAAGGAUUUUGUGGCUGUGUAUUGGUAUGCAAGAAGUUGUGUAACAUGCGAUAAAGUAUUAGAGGAACUCGAAAAAAUCGACGAUGACACAGAUACAUUUGGUGUUGAUUUUGUUAAAAUAAACGAUAAACGUUUAGCCAAACAAUAUGGAAUUAAAAAUUUCCCAGCCCUUACAUAUUUCCGAGAGCGUGAGCCAAUUAUUUAUGAAGGUGAUCUUAUGGAUGAGGAAAAUGUUCUGGAAUUUCUUACAAGUUUGGAAGCCAUGGAUUUACCUGAUCGUAUUGAAGAAGUAAAUCAAAGAAUCCUUGAGAAAAUUGUCGAAGAUACGGAAUAUGUAGCUGUUCUAUUUUGUCCUGACUCAAAAUCAUGUCCUCCUCUUGGGGCUAAUAAACCUGAAUGUAAAAAAUGUUCAAAAGUAUUACAAGAAUUAGAAAAUAUUGACGAUGAAGCUGAUCAACUAGAUAUUGGUUUUGUUAAAAUCCACGAUGAAGAAUUAGCAGCAGAAUAUAAUUUGGGUGAACUUCCAGCAUUAGUUUACUAUCGACAUCAAAUACCAAUCAUCUAUGAAAAUGAGCUAACUCGCGAAGAAGAUGUUUUAGAAUGGUUAGUACAAAAUAAAUCAACUGGCGAUGAAGAAGACGUCAUUGAAGAUGUUACUGCGAAAACUUUAAACACUUUAAUUGGCAAUAUUGAUAAUUUGGUAGUACUUUUCUACGAUAAUGAUGAUGAAGAGAGCGAAAAAAUCCUUGGAGAACUCGAAAAAAUUGACGACGAUUGUGAUAAACAUGGUAUACAAUUUGUAAAAAUUGAUGAUGAAGCUGCAGCAAAGGAAUUUGGAAUUGAUCAUUUACCAGCCAUUGUAUAUUUUGAGAAAGAAGUACCAAAUUUAUACGAUGGAGAUAUUGAGAAUGAAGAUGAAAUACUUCAGUGGUUAUUGGAACAAUUGGAAAAGGAUGAAAUUGAAGACGUCACUGAUGAAAUGUUAGAUCGAUUAAUUAAAGAAGGAAAAACGUUAGCUGUACUUUUCUAUGACAAUAAUGAUCGUAAAUCACAACGUGUACUUAACGAGCUCGAAAAUAUCGACGACGAAUGCGAUAAGCUUGGCAUCAUUUUUGUUAAAAUUGAUAAUGUUGAUGAAGCUAAAGAAUAUGGUAUUGAAAAAUUACCGGCUUUGAUAUACUUUGAAAAAGGUAUUCCAACGAAAUAUGAAGGCAACCUAGAAGAUGAAGAUAAAGUUUUAAAAUGGUUUGAACAUCAACAAAAAAGUGACGAAAUCGAGGAUGUCACAGAUGAAAUGCUAGAUUUGAUUAUUGAAAAAAUGCACUAUGUUGCCGUUUUAUUUUAUGAUAAAGAUCAAAAGAAAAGUCAGAAAGUCUUAGCAGAAUUGGAAAAUAUUGAUGACGAAUGUGACCAAAAUGAUAUUGCCUUCGUAAAGAUAGACGAUGAUGCUGAAGCGAAAGAAUAUGGUAUUGAUAAUUUACCGACACUGGUAUUUUUUGAAAGAGGUAUUCCACAUAUGUAUGAAGGGGAUUUGUUAAAAGAAGAUGAAUUACUUGGAUGGUUAGUGCACCAAAAACGUCAUACAGAAAUACCAGAUAUCACUGAUGAAAUGAUGGAACGUUUAAUUGAAACUACCGACUAUUUAGCUGUCUUAUUUUAUGAUAAAGAAGACAAGCAAGAUAUUCGUAUUUUAAAUGAAUUAGAAAAUAUCGAUGAUGAAUUGGAAAAAGAGGGUAUUAUAAUUGUACGAAUUGACAACGAUGCUGAAGCCAAAGAAUUUGGCAUUGACCAUUUACCCACCUUGGUGUAUUUUGAGAAUAAAAUUCCAGCAUUGUAUGAAGGUGAUUUAAUGAAUGAGGAAGAAGUCUUAAAAUGGUUGCUAGAACAAAAAAAUAGUGCAACUAUUGAAGAAGUUACUGAUGAAAUUCUCCAAGAUUUGAUUGAUGAACAUGAAUAUGUCGUAGUCUACUUCAGCGGCAAAUGUGAAGAAGAUGAACCAUGCGAUGAUAUCUUGGAAGAAUUAGAAAAUAUUGACGAUGAAUUAGACGAAACUGGUAUUAUAUUCGUAACAACUGAAGAUACAAAUGUUGCCAAAAAACGUGGAAUUAAGAAAUUCCCAAGUCUUGUAUUCUUCCGAAACAAAGAUCCACUUAUAUACGAGGGAGAUAUCGGAGAUGAAGAUGAGGUAUUAGCAUGGCUUACUGAUGAAGAUACUCUUGAAAUUCCUGGAAAAAUUGAAGAAGUUAACUCCAAAAUGUUAGAAAAAAUUCUUAAUGAAAACGACCUUGUGGUCGUAUUUUUCUAUAAGGAAGGUGACAAAAAAUCAAUGAAAAUUUUACAAGAAUUAGAAAAUAUUGAUGAAGAAUGUGAAGAAAAAGAAAUAGAUUUUGUAAAAACAUCUGACGCUGACAUUGAAAAGGAAUAUGAUUUACCAUAUUUGCCUGCGUUGGCAUUUUAUCGUCAUAAAUUCCGUGAAAUUUACAGUGGCGAUUUAAUGCAUGAAGAGGAAAUUCUAGAAUGGGUUCUAGAAAGCUCUGAAAAACAACCUGAUGUCAUUGAAAAUGUUGAUCGUAAAACACUUCAAGUUCUUAUUAACGAUGUUGAACAUUUAGCUGUUUUCUUUUAUAAUGAUAAAUGCGAAGAAUGUCCAAAGAUUCUUGAAGAACUAGAAACAAUCGAUGAUGACACCGAUAAACAUGGUAUACAAUUUGUCAAGUCUAAAGAUGCUAAAUUAGCAGCCGAAAUUGGUAUAUUCAGUUUUCCAGCAUUGGUUUAUUAUGAAACGGGUGUUCCAAUUAUGUAUGAUGGAAAUCUUUUGGAUGAACAGGAAGUUUUAGACUGGAUGGUUGACCAAAAAAAUGAUGCUAGUAUUGAAGAAAUCGAUCGAGAUCAAUUAUUUAAAUAUAUUGAAACCAAAGAAUUUUUGGCUGUUGUAUUUUAUAAAGAAGACGAUCCGGAUAGUCCAAAAGUAUUACGUCAUGUUGAAUUGAUUGAUGAUGAAGCUUCGGAGUAUGGUAUUAAAAUUGUACAAAUGUCUGAUAAACUUAUGGCAAAGAAAUAUGGAUGGAGAAAUCCACCAGGCAUUACAUAUUUUCGUAAAGGCAAAUAUAUCAAUUAUGAUGGUGAUAUUGAUGACGAAGAAGAGAUAUUAGAUUGGUUAACGGACCCAGAAAAUAUGGAACUAACUGAUGCAAUUGAAAAAGUGAAUCGAAAAAUGUUUGAGAAAAUUCGGCAAAGUUCCGAUUACUUAGCAGUAUUUUUUUUUAGCAGCGACUGUAAACAAUGUCCUAGAGUUUUAGCCGAAAUUGAGCAUAUUGACGAUGAAGCAGAUAGUGCAGGAAUUAAUUUUGUUAAAAUUGACGACAAGACUAUGGCAAAAGAAUUUGGUGUCUUUGCAUUACCAGCUGUCCUAUUCUUUAAAAUGGGCUCGCGAGAACCUGUAAUAUAUGCUGGUGAUUUGUACGAUGAAGAACAAUUAUUAAAUUGGCUAAUGACACAAAAGGAUCCAUCUGGAGAAGUUAUUGAAGCAUUGGAAGGUGACGUGUUACGCCAUUUGAUAAAAACUUCUGAAUCAUUAGCAGUUUAUUUCUGGAAUAAAACAUUAUGUGAUGCAUGCGGUGCUAAGCACAUGCGUAAAUUGAAGAAGAAACUUGAGCACGACGCUUUAAAUACUGAAGAACAACAUGCUGAUCACGGCGAUGAGGCGUCGGACGAAUGUGAACAAUGUGCAAGUAUUCUUGAAGAACUUGAAAAUAUCGAUGACGAUUGCGACAGGCAUAAAAUAACAUUUGUUAAAACUCAGGAUUUUGAAAUAGCAGAGGAAUAUGGCAUUACAGAUUUUCCAGUACUCGUUUACUUUGAAGAUGAUUCUCCAAACGUAUUUGAAGGCGAUUUGGCUGAAGAAGAGGAAGUUUUACAAUGGUUAAUAACACAAAAAACCGAAGAUCGUAUUGAAACAAUUACACGCGUAAUGCUUGAAACAUCGGUUGAAGAAACACAAUACCUAGCUGUAUAUUUUUAUAAAUUAAACUGUAAUAUCUGUGACCAGAUAUUGGAAGGUUUAGAAAAAAUAGACGACGAAUGCGAUGUAUUUGGCAUACACAUGGUGAAAAUUCAGGAUCCACAACUGGCAAAACGCUAUUCCAUCAAAACAUUUCCUGCAUUAGUAUAUUUUCGAAAUGGCAAUCCAUUACUAUUUGAAGGUGAUUUGCAAAACGAAGAAUCGGUCCUUGAAUGGCUUAUUGAUGAUGAUAAUCGCGAACUAGCUGAUGAAAUUGAAGCUGUGAAUGAACGAAUGUUGGAAAGAUUAAUGGAAGAAUCACCAUUUCUUGCUGUAUUUUUCUAUGAUGAAGACUGUCCAGAAUGUGCAGAAAUCUUAGAAUCGUUAGAACAAGUUGAUGGCGAAGCAGAUUUAUUUGGUAUUGAUUUUGUAAAAAUUUCUAGUCCAGAAGCGGCUGAAAAAUACGGCAUCUCAAAUUUACCAUCAUUAGUAUACUUCCGAAAAAAAGUUCCAGUAUUUUAUGAUGGCGAUUUAGGCCAAUUUGAAAAAGUAUUGAAGUGGUUGACAUCACAAGAUAUAUUUGAAAUCAAAAAUGAAAUUGAAGAAGUCAAUCGAAAAAUGUUAAAUAAAUUAUUGGACGAAAAUGAAUUUGUAACGGUUUUCUUUUAUGAAAUGGAUGCUCCAGAAAGUAGACAAGUGUUGGAUAAAUUAGAGAAUAUUGAUAGUGAGACUGAUAAUUUUGAUAUAACUUUUGUCAAAAUGGGUGAUCCUCGAUAUGCCAGAAAAUGGGGUGUUACAAAACUGCCAGCCAUUGUAUAUUUCCGUAAAAGAUUUCCAAGUAUUUACAGAGGAGAUUUAAGAGCAGAGGACCAAGUAUUGGAUUGGUUGCGAAAAAAUCGCUUUAGACAACCAGAAUUAAACAUAUUUAUGUACGCUUUAAUUGCAAUUUCGGCAGCGUUUAUUGUGUACACAGCAUUUUUAUUACAAUGUUUUAAAUCACAUGCUUUACCACCAGCACCACAUCCAAAACAAGCGUGAUUUUAAUUACUUUUAAGUUUUUUUUUCUUUUGUUCAUUUGAAUUUUAUUUUAGAAUUAAUUUUAAAUAAAAUUAAAAUAUACGUUUACGCAGAAAUCCAUCAUCACUUUAUUAUCGACAAAUUAUGUUUACGUAAAACGUAAAACCAUUGUUAAAACUUUUAAAACCCUCGACUUUGUAGGCAAAACCAGAAAUCGACACUUAAAUAUUAGUAAAUUGAUGUUACUGAUAGGAACAGUCUUGGAAAUAUAAUUCUACAAAAAUGCUGCCUACUCUGCAAUUUGAAGUGUGGAUUAAGAACACAACAAAAAACAAUAUUGAGAUUAUUUCAUCAAUAAUUUACCAUCUUUGUGGAUAUUGAUUUUAAACAAAUAUAUCAAUACUGAACAAAAAUUGAAUAUAUUUGUAAUAGUUUCAAAAACGGCACGAGAUAUUCUUUACAAAUAUUAUUAAUUUGGCUCUCCCAAUUAGUUCGAUUGUGACCACGCUGCUAGUGUAUCCUUCGUACACUUAAUAGGUUUUAAAAAUAUUCACUGGCGGCUAUGGCAAAAAUGCAGUUUCGUUAAUAAUUUACUUUCUUUAUCAAAUAUUAUUGUUUUUCUAAGAUUGAAAUGUCUUGAAAUUCAAAAAAUUACUGCCAAGUACAGUAGUUUAGCUGUACGAAAUAGAUUUCUCAAAAUACGAAUAAAUAUCCUUUCAAUGUAAAAAUUCGAUAACAAAGACUUUAUCAAGGUUUCUUGUAUUCAUGCGACUUGAAGCAGUUUUUGCUGUUUUUUCAAUUUGUACAGGAUUCAGUAUCCUUGCUUUUAAAUAUUUGCGGAUCGUUGUGUGCGCAACUCUUAUUUGUUCAGCUGACAUCUGCUAUGAGUUUACCAAUUCUUCGCUUCCAAAUUUUCGGUGGUGUAGAGCGUUUUUAUCAUCAAUAUCAAAAUCAUUAUUUUUGAAGCUUUUUAACCAAUCCCUACAUAUUAACAUAAGUCUGAGCACUCAUUCAUUGAGCUUCGGAUGCUUUUUUAAAAUAACAAGUAGUGUAAUAAAAUUCCCCGCCUUUAUCUUCUCUUUGUUUGCACGAAAUAUUUAACGCUAUGAAAUACACUUGGACGGUGGCGUUGACUACAUACUUGUAAUAUCAAAAAAGUCAAGUAACAGCAUUUGUCGAGAAUAGCGAAAAUUGUUUCAAGUCCUUAUUAAUAUGAGCAUCAGUUUUAACAUUUGAGUAAACAAAGUCAAUGUAAAAAACAUUUUGAAUACCGCUUGUAUAUAUAAAUUUAUAGUUUUAUAUAAAUGUGAUUUAUUUCUUCCGAGUAGAAUUAGACAAUGAUGAGACAACUUCUUAACUGAAAGAGGCGUAAUUUCUUUCAUGAAAAUCAGGUAAAAUAAAAUAACUUUUGUUACUUUUAGCGUUACAGAGCGAACUGCAGUUGGGAUUGAGUAUGCUAAAAUCAACAAAUAGAAUUUUCUAUGUGAAGGCAUUUAUUAUUGCUUAUGAAAUUUUAACCCUUUUAUAUCUCGGAAACUAUUGACAGUAUAACUUUAAGACCAUUGGGAGUUUUAUUCAAGAAGUCAAGGACUACAACUGCCAUUUUGGCUCAUUGGAUGGGCACUCCAGUUAUUAAUAACCUUAUUACAAUUUUCUGUGAUUUAAAAAUCAGGAGGCCAUACAAUUAUAAUAUUUAUUGGUUUUCAAAAUGAUUCGGUUUAAAAGAUCGAAAAAAUUUUUGCAUUACAUAAUGAUCGCCCUAGACCCAUACUCUCAAAAAAAUAAACUCACUAUUCGAAUUUUUUAUACUCAAUCCCAACUAUUUCGCUAAUUUUGCUUCGAACAAUUUUAAAAUAUUGAAGCAGACAUAAAGAGCUAUGUAAAUAAGUAAGUUUUUUUUUCGUUUUAAAAUUUCAUGUAUAUCGAAGACAUUUUUUUUUUUGUUUCUUGUUAAUUAUUAUUAAGUGAUGUGAAUAUAUCUGCGGAUUUAAAAUCGCAUUCACUUCCGAUUACUUUGGACCAAGUAUAAUAACAGAUUAUUGUUAUACAUAUUGUUAGUCAAUUUUAAAUACUUAACAUAAUUUGUUUAAAAAAUG
Messenger RNA from Chrysoperla carnea, 7607 nucleotides. RefSeq lists its product as uncharacterized. The transcript has 23 exons. The record is from RefSeq and is a predicted model, not a curated record. NCBI's taxonomy places the organism in Eukaryota, Metazoa, Arthropoda, Insecta, Neuroptera, Chrysopidae. Bases 298 to 5532 code for a protein of 1744 amino acids.